Arctia plantaginis is the source of this 465-nucleotide messenger RNA. The record is from the annotation of a GenBank genome assembly. Lineage: Eukaryota; Metazoa; Arthropoda; Insecta; Lepidoptera; Erebidae.
AUGGUAUAUAACAUAGGUACAGAUCCUCUUGUCACCGAGUUACUUGCGUACUUCCAUAGGAAAUUGAAUUUGGAAUUAUUUUCAGAAAUUACUGAGAUGAUCGCCCUAUUUGUAGCUGUUUUUGCCUUUGUGACACCCUUCACACUGGGGUAUGAUGAGAUUUAUGAUAAGUUGGACGUGGACAAGAUUCUUGCUGACGAUGCCUUGUUUACAAGUUACAUCAAUUGUUUGUUAGAUAAGGGUGAAUGUAGUGUUGAACACUCGGCUGAUUUUCGAAAACUGAUUCCUGAGGUGAUAGCGACUGCAUGUGCCAAAUGCACAGACAUCCAGAAGACGAACGUACGGAAAACAGUUAAGGCACUAACUGAGAAAAGACCGACCGAAUUCGACCAAUUCCGUGCUAAGUUCGACCCUAAGAGUGAAUACGAGAAGGCAUUCACCGCUUUCGUCAUGGCAUCUGACUAA